Trichoplusia ni (cabbage looper) is the source of this 1913-nucleotide messenger RNA. RefSeq names its product organic cation transporter protein-like. Gene Ontology annotation, molecular function: transmembrane transporter activity. Gene Ontology annotation, biological process: transmembrane transport. The record is from RefSeq and is a predicted model, not a curated record. Gene Ontology annotation, cellular component: membrane. Lineage: Eukaryota; Metazoa; Arthropoda; Insecta; Lepidoptera; Noctuidae. The coding region runs from base 171 to 1823 and encodes 550 amino acids. The transcript is spliced from 7 exons.
UGUAGUUUUAAAAAUAAAUGGUGAUUUUAAAGACAUUAUUAUUUUAGGAAUUCCAAAUUCUAAUUCCUUCUGCGUUAUACGAAUCAUCGCGAAUCUCAUCUAAAUGAUAACAUUAAAUUAAUUAAACAAAACACGAUCACUGAUCAGCAUCCUGACUUCAUUCAAAAACUAUGUUUAACAAAACGAAAAUGUCAGUCAGAAAAGAUGAACAGAAAUAUGUUGAUAUUUCAAAAAUAACGGAACCGUUUGGUAGAUACCAGAUCAUCCAAUACAUACUGAUAUGUCUGCCGACUAUCUGUGUGUGCAUGGUUAGUAUAAACUACGUGUUUGUUGCUGGAGAUGUUAAUUACAGAUGUCGUGUCGAUGAAUGUGAGGGUAUCGACCCAAACUCUACAGAGUUCUACCCGAGCUGGUGGCCAAACACUACGACAGAUAGGUGCUCGAAACCAGUGGCUCGUGACAGCGCGUGCGGAAACGACAGCUUUACUGGCGCACAAGAAACUUGCACCGAAUGGGUGUAUGAAACUGACAAUACUGUCAUUGCUGAGUUGAACUUGGCCUGCCAGCCAUGGAAGUCGAACCUCAUCGGCACCAUCCACAGCACCGGCAUGCUGGUGUCCAUGCUCAUCUCUGGAUGGAUGUCAGACAGGUUCGGUCGCAAGCCGACGUUGAUAAUCUGCGUGGUGUUUGGCACCAUCGGCAACCUGAAGACGUUAGCUAAGACUUACUAUGUGUACGUCCUCAUUGAAUUCCUGGAGGCAACAUUCACUGGCGGCUCUUACGCUAGUGCUAUGGUCAUAUUAUUAGAAAUUUCGAGUGCAAAGUACAGGCUGCUUUCGGGAGUGAUAUUCGCUUACGCCAUCUACGUUGGCGAGAGCUUGUUCGCCUGCAUCGCCAUGUUCGUUCCCAACUGGAAAACACUGAUCCGCAUCAUAAACGGACCACUCAUCUUCUUCAUCAGCUACAUCUUCUUUAUCUACGAGAGCCCUCGAUGGCAGAUUGUUAGCGGUAGAAUAGAUAAAGCAAAAGAAUCCCUGAAACGUAUAGCAGAAACCAACAAAAUCAACAUUGAUUACAAAGAACUCGAUGAAAUGAGUGACGUAAAGCUGAAAGCGAAGUUUGAUGUUGAAGAAGUUCAAAUAAAAGAGGGUUAUAAAGCCAUAUUUUCGUCAAAAGUAAUACUAAAACGGUUGUUUGUGGCUUCGACGACCCGGUUCACAUCCAGUUUCGUGUAUUACGGGCUGAUGCUCAACUCUGUCUGGCUGCCAGGAGACAAAUACGUGAACUUCCUGCUGUCCACGGUGAUGUCAUUUCCAGGCGAGCUCAUCUGCCUGUACAUGAUGAACAGGUUCGGGAGGAAGGCGCCGCUGGUGGUCGGCUUUAUAAUGUGUGGUGCUGUGUGUAUCAUUUGUGCUUUCAUACCAGAUGUCUACACUUGGGCAAAGAUCUCACUAUUCCUGCUGGGCAAGGUGGUGAUAGCAGCAUGCUUCACGGGCGCCAUCACGUACGCUAUGGAGCUGUUCCCAACCAGCGUGCGCGGGACCCUCAUCGGGCUCGGAGCCUUCGCGUCAAGGAUAGGCGGCAUGUUGGCGCCGCUUACUCCUAUACUGAAUACAGUAUCAACAAUCCUGCCUCCGUUAUUCUUCGGUGGUUGCGCAGUACUAGCGGGUCUCGCUAUCUGUUUGACUCCAGAGACCAAGGGCAUGCCGCUCCUUGACACGAUCAAGCAGGUUGAAGACAGUGAGAGAAAAUGUGACGUCGACAGUUCAGAUCCGAGAGGAAAUACGACCUGUUCUAUGGAGACUGUCGUCAGCAAAAUAUAAUGAAGGAAAACAUGUAUGGUACUCCCUACCCAAAAACUUUAUAUAACUUGGCUAUUAAUAUUAAUAAAUAUUUUUUACUUGAAACAAACA